AUGGAGCGGAUACACCUCAUCGAGCACGCAACCUCGGAAGAUUACAACCAUAGACCCAUAGAGUCCAUCACAAGAGUAAGCAUCAGUAUGGGUAAGAAGUUCCGCAAAGCUCUCCUCGCCUUCAUCGACGGCAUCCCGGACCAUAAGCUCGAGGGCGGUUUGCCAUCUAUCCAGAAGACCAUCUACGAGGACGACAACUACAGACUGGACAUGCAGAAUUUAACGACCGGUCCGCCCAAGUGCUACAACAUCCAAGUUCAGGUAAACAGGCAUGCCCUGUUCACCUCGGCGCGUAAGGCAGGUCAGAAGGGAGCCACCGUAGGUAAAGUUUUAGUGCCCGUUGAAGAGCCGUGGACUGCGUGGAUGAUCAAAGAGACGCUCAAGCAGAGCUGCAUUGACUUUGGUGAUCAAUCGAACCAGUUCUAG
Molecule: messenger RNA, 426 nt
Organism: Alternaria ventricosa
Lineage: Eukaryota; Fungi; Ascomycota; Dothideomycetes; Pleosporales; Pleosporaceae
Exons: 2
Coding region: 1-426 (141 amino acids)
Source: RefSeq, a predicted model, not a curated record